AGGAAAGAAAAGAAGCAACAGGGGGAUGCCAUAGAAAAAAAUAAAAGUGAUGGUGAAAGCAUUAGCGACGGUGGUUUUCAGAUAUGUCACUAGAAGUAUAAAUUUGUUUCACGAGCGAUGCCUGAUUCUCGAGAACGCCACUCCAUUUUCCAGAAUUUCCACGCUCUUUCACUUUUCUCUCUCAUAUAACCCUGUAACCAACCAACCGCUAUCUCUCUCUCUCUCUCUACACGACACAAAAGAAACAGUCUAAUCUACAUACAAAAUUCCCAACUUUUUUUCUUUGUUUAUUGAUGACACUGAAAACAACAUCAUUUCUACCUUAAAAGCCAAGCAAGAAUAACAGAAGAAACACAACUUUUACAUAAUCCACUCAAUCCUCUCAAAAGUAAAGAAAACGACCAUCACCACUCACAAAAGUGAAGAAAAGGAAAAACAGAAGUCUUCUUUAGCCCACCUUCCCUUUGGCCACUUCAAUACUAAGCCAAUAUGUCUCAUAUUUUCAGGGAUAAACCGUUAGGCAACUCCAAAAGACAUAACAAUAAUAAUACUAAUAUUAAUAUUUCAACUCCGACCAUGCCAAUUUACCCAACUCAAGGCCUCCAUUCACCUUUUAGCGACGCUGCUCCCAAUUUAUCCAAUUCGGAGCUCCAAGAAUCCGCUUACGAGAUUUUAAUUGCUGCUUGCCGGAGCUCCGGUAGUAGGCCUUUGACUUACAUCCCUCAAUCUGAGAGAAACGGUGAAAGGGCCGCUCCGCUUCCUGCUUUGACCCAUGCGCCGUCUUUGCAGCGCUCGUUGACUUCCACGGCCGCUAGUAAAGUCAAGAAGGCGUUGGGGAUGAGGUCGAGUUCGAUAAAGAAGAGAAGCGGCGCCCCCGGCGCUGGUGGGGAGGUGGCGAGCGUAGGGAGAGUGAAGAAAACGGUGACGGUUGGGGAGUUGGUUAGGGUUCAAAUGAGAGUAUCCGAGCAGACUGAUUCGAGGAUUAGGCGAGCACUUUUGAGGAUUGCUGCUGGUCAGCUUGGAAGGCGGGUAGAGAUGAUGGUUCUGCCACUGGAGCUAUUGCAGCAACUCAAGUCAUCCGAUUUCCCUAAUCAACAAGAAUAUGAAGUUUGGCAGAGGAGAAAUUUGAAGCUUUUAGAGGCUGGACUUCUUUUGCAUCCUCACCAACCACUCAAUAAGUCUGACAGUGAUCCACGGAGGCUCCAGCAGAUAAUUCGUGGGGCAUUGGAAAAACCCAUUGAAACUGGGAAAAACAGUGAAUCCAUGCAGGUUCUCAGGACUGUAGUUAUGUCUCUUGCUUGUAGAUCAUUUGAUGGGUCUGUUUCUGAUAGUUGCCACUGGGCGGAUGGGUUUCCUCUGAAUUUGAGACUCUACCAAGUGCUUUUAGAUGCUUGUUUUGAUGUCAAUGAUGAAUCCAUUGUUAUUGAAGAAAUUGAUGAGGUUUUAGAACUCAUUAAGAAGACUUGGGUAGUCCUUGGAAUUGACCGGAUGUUGCAUAAUCUCUGCUUUUUGUGGGUUUUAUUUGACCACUAUGUUGCAACUGGCCAAGUUGAGGAUGACUUAUUGCUUGCUGCUAAUAAUCUGUUGCUCGAAGUUGAAAAAGAUGCAAAGACAACUAAGGACCCAGAUUACUCCAAGAUUUUGAGUUCCAUAUUGAGUGCAAUAUUGGGCUGGGCGGAGAAAAAGCUUCUCAGUUACCAUAACAGUUUCCAUAGUGAUAAUAUUGAAUCAAUGCAAACUGUUGCUUCUGUGGCUGUUGUGGCAGCAAAAAUCCUGGUAGAAGAUAUUUCUCAUGAAUAUCGUAGAAAAAGGAAAGAAGUUGAUGUUGGCUUUGAGAGGAUUGAUACUUACAUAAGGAAAUCUUUGCGAGCUGCUUUUUCUCAGAAAAUGGAGAAAGUUAAGUCAAGCAAACAUUCAAGACAUCAGCAGACUCCACUUCCUAUUCUAUCUGUGCUUGCACAAGAUAUUAGUGAACUGGCUUUUAAUGAGAAGGCAAUAUUUAGUCCAAUACUCAAGAGAUGGCACCCUCUUCCAGCAGGUGUAGCCGUAGCCACCCUACAUUCUUACUACGGGAGUGAGCUGAGGCAAUUCAUUUCGGGUAUCAGUGAAUUGACACCUGAUGCAAUACAAGUGCUGUGUGCUGCUGACAAAUUGGAGAAAGAUCUUGUGCAGAUCGCAGUUGAAGAUGCAGUGAACAGUGAAGAUGGUGGAAAGUCAAUAAUUCAAGAGAUGCCUCCUUAUGAGGCUGAAGCUUUAAUUGCUGAUCUUGUGAAGUCGUGGAUAAGGACAAGAGUUGACAGGCUGAAAGAAUGGGGUGAUAGGAAUCUGCAACAAGAGGUAUGGAAUCCACAGGCAAACAAAGAGCGAUUUGCUCCUUCUGCUGUUGAAGUUCUACGAAUAGUUGAUGAAACUUUAGAAGCAUUUUUCCUAUUGCCAAUACCUAUGCAUCCGGUCUUGCUUCCAUACUUGGUCUCUGGGCUUGACAAAUGUCUGCAAAGUUACAUAUUGAAAACGAAAUCUGGCUGUGGGACCCGAACUACUCACAUGCCUACUAUGCCUGCGCUGACUAGAUGUGCAGCAGGUUCAAAAUUUCAUGUGUUUAAAAAGAAGGAAAGGCCACAUGUAGCCCAGAGAAGGAAAUCUCAGGCUACAAAUGGGGAUGCCUCCUGUGGGAUUCCCCAGCUAUGUGUACGUAUUAAUACUCUGCAGCACAUUCGCAUGCAGUUGGAUGUUUUGGAAAAGAGAACAGCAGUUCAAUUAAAGGACUCUAAAUCAUCUCAUACAGAUGAUUUUAUUAAUGGGAUGGGGAAAAAGUUUGAGCUUUCAUCAGCUGCUUGUGUGGAAGGGAUCCAACAACUCUGUGAGGCAACCGCAUAUAAGGUUGUUUUUCAUGAGCUAAGUCAUGUCCUUUGGGAUGGCCUGUAUGCUGGAGAAGUUUCAUCUUCUAGGAUUGAUCCUUUUCUUCAGGAGCUUGAACAGUAUCUGGAAAUUAUUUCAUCCACAGUGCAUGACAAGGUCAGGACACGCGUUAUCACUGAUAUAAUGAAAGCUUCCUUUGAUGGGUUUCUAUUGGUUUUGCUAGCUGGAGGUCCUUCUCGAGGUUUUAGUCUGCAGGAUUCUGAAAUGAUCGGGGAGGAUUUCAGGUUUCUCACAGAUCUGUUCUGGUCUAAUGGAGAUGGAUUGCCUACUGAGUUGAUAGAUAGGUAUUCAACCACAGUUAAAAGUGUUCUCCCUCUGUUUCGUGCUGACACUGAGAGUCUAAUUGAGCGAUUUAAAAAUCUUACUCUGGAGAGUUAUGGAUCUUCUGGUAAAUCCAGGCUUCCAUUGCCUCCAACUUCUGGCCAGUGGAAUCCUACUGAACCAAACACCCUAUUGAGAGUUUUGUGUUAUCGAUGUGAUGAAACAGCUGUGAAGUUCCUGAAGAAGACUUACAACUUGCCUAAGAAACUAUAAGAUCCUCGGAUAGAUAUCUAUAUCUCUCUCUCUCUCUCUCUCUCUCUAUAUAUAUAUAUAUAUAUAUAUAUAUAUACAUAUGAUGACAAGGUGAUGGAAUCCUCAUGUGAAGACCUGCUGUGAAAUGAUUGUGAUGGUUUUGCUGAUAUUUUAUGGUAUCAACUUGGCAUCAAAAGCACCAUUAAAACAUGGUUUUGGUAGGUGGAGCUUUUGUUAGUGACUGAUCUCGUAUGGAAUAGGAUACAGCUCUUGUAUAGCGUAAUUUAUUGGUUUGAUAUAAUUGUUAGAGUUCAGAUCUUUUUAGCAAGCAGUUAGUAAAAAUUUCACAAGAUUGCUGCUGUUGCUCCUUCAUUCAGACGACCGACAACUCUUAGGAAAAUACAGUUCUCGAGGAGGAAGAGUGCACGGAGGCGUAGCGUAUUAAUUAUUUGAUGCUCAGCAAGUAGGAAUCCUCCAUUUGUAAUGUACAUGGUGAGACUGCUUGGCUUUUGUUUUUCAGAUUUUCUAUUUUUAAUAUUAUACUCGCCACCCUCUUUUUUCGUACAUCUUAUGCUGACUGCUGGGCACAAUUACAAAGAUGAAUGUUUGAUGAUUGAAUUAUGAUUGACUGAGAGCUUCCUUUUUUUUUCUUUUGGAGUUUGUAAGAUUUACCCAUAAAGAUGAAUAUUUGUAAUGUAAUCAUGAUAAAUAAAUCUGUGAGCUUUUUUUUUUU
This is a messenger RNA of Ricinus communis (castor bean), 4165 nucleotides long. RefSeq names its product protein unc-13 homolog. NCBI's taxonomy places the organism in Eukaryota, Viridiplantae, Streptophyta, Magnoliopsida, Malpighiales, Euphorbiaceae. The record is from RefSeq and is a predicted model, not a curated record. Bases 490 to 3453 code for a protein of 987 amino acids. The transcript has 5 exons.